This is a messenger RNA of Corapipo altera (White-ruffed manakin), 1670 nucleotides long. It is a transcript of the gene MRPL10, whose product is annotated as mitochondrial ribosomal protein L10. Lineage: Eukaryota; Metazoa; Chordata; Aves; Passeriformes; Pipridae. Gene Ontology annotation, cellular component: mitochondrial large ribosomal subunit. Bases 239 to 1000 code for a protein of 253 amino acids. Gene Ontology annotation, molecular function: structural constituent of ribosome. The record is from RefSeq and is a predicted model, not a curated record. The transcript has 5 exons. Gene Ontology annotation, biological process: translation.
ACCUCCGGGGUUGGGUCAGGGAGCUCUCCAGGUGCUGGUUGCCCAGGUUUGGGGGCUCAGGGACCUCCGGGGUUGGGUCAGGGAGUUCUCCAGGUGCUGGUUGCCCAGGUUUGGGGGCUCAGGGACCCCCGGCCCCGCGCAGGCCGCGCUGUUGCGAUGCCGUUGCCAUGGAGACGGAGGAGACAGGAAGUUGCGCGUCCUCCACCUUCCCACAAGGCCCUGCGCGGCCACGGCCAAGAUGGCGGCGCUGAGCGGCGGGAAGGGAUGGCUGCGAAGCUGGCUGCCCGCGCUGCAGCUGCUCCGACGCGGCUCCAAGGCGGUGACGCGGCACUGGAAGGCGAUGCACUUCCAGCGGCAGAAGCUGCUGGCCGUGACCGAGUACGUGCCCCCCCGGCCCGCCGUGCCCCCCCGCUGCCUCCCCGCACCCCAGGACCUCCCACAGGAGGAGGACGGCUACGUGCGGCUGCUGCGGCGGCAGGUGGAGCAGGCAUUCCGGAGCAGCCGCAUGGUGGCCGUGUGCCAGUACAAUUCCAUGCCGGACGAGGACGUGGUCACCAUGCGCCACUACCUGCGCAAGCACAACAUCGAGGUCAAGUUCGUCCUCAACGAGAUUGUCCGGCCGGUGCUGGCGCAGUCCAAGUACAGGAACCUCCUCCCGCUCUUCGUGUGCCGCAACAUCCUGCUGGUGAGCCCGGAGACCCGGGCCCGGGAGAUGCUGCGGGUGCUGAAGGGAAUUCCACAGGUCAACCUCCUGGGCGCCUGCAUCGACGACACGAUCCUGAGCCGGCAGGGAGUGGAGAACUUCGCCCGGCUGCCGUCCCUGGAGGCCUCCCAGGGGCAGACGGUGGGAGCCCUGGCCCUCCUGCCCUCCCAGACCUCAUCCCUGCUCCAGCGUGGGCCUUCCCUCCUCACAGCGCUCCUGGAUGAGCACAUCCGCCGGCUCCGGGACACGGGGGUGCCUGGGAAGCCCCCUCAGGAGCAGGGAAAAGGGAAUCAUUGAUGCUGGGCCCUGGGAUCGGCUCCUUCCCCACUGUGGGAGCCCCCCAGGGCACAGGGAAUGGCUGGCACCGGGAACUGGCUGCUUCCCUGGACGUGGGACAUGGUGGGAACCUGGGGAGCACCCCUCCAGCCUGGAAUGUGGGAGUUCAGACUGAGGGAAUUGGCUCCUUCCCCAGCUGUGGGACAUGUGGGAUCCCAGGGAGACCCCCCCAGACUGGGACACAGGGAAUCACUGAUGCUGGAUCCUGGGAAUCGGCUCCUCCAGCUGCAGGACACAGGGAAUCACUGAUGCUGGACCCCAGGAAUCAGCUCCUCCAGCUGCAGGACACAGGGAAUCACUGACUCUGGGCCCUGGGAAUUGGCUCCUUCCCUGGCUGUGCAGGAGGGGGGAAUCAGGGGUUGGAGUUUUGGUACUGGGGCAGGACUGAGGGUCCUGCAGCCCCCCAGCCCCAGCGGGGAGCCCUGGCCCUUCCCUUGGGGAAUAUUCCUGGGAAUAUUCUGAGGGUGAGAUGGAAGGUCUCAGGGAUUGGCCAGAGGAGGAGGAGGAGCAUGGUGGGAGGGGGGGCCCACAGGAGGGUUUUGAGCACUCCAAGCCCCCUGGAAUGAGGAUGAGGGGGAAUGUGCUGUAACACUGAUCCAGUGUCGUGUCCAUUAAAGUGUCCGUGUGGAGA